Molecule: messenger RNA, 1063 nt
Organism: Punica granatum (pomegranate)
Lineage: Eukaryota; Viridiplantae; Streptophyta; Magnoliopsida; Myrtales; Lythraceae
Source: RefSeq, a predicted model, not a curated record
UACACUACUUUUUCCGCUUCUGCAGCCCCCGCCAAAUUUCUGCUAAACAGAGAGCGAAGAAAGAAGCCCUAAGCUGUGAAAAAUCCGCCAUGGCGUCGACUUCAAGGGCCGGCGGCGUUCAGGGGAAAAUACGGCAGGCGACGUCGACCAUAUGCGAUGACAAUCAAUCUCUUGUCGCGGAGAUUCGGAAGGGUAUUGGACGGUUAAAGGAUAUUGCAGUGGAUCUCGAGAGGGAUAAUCAAUCGCAGAAGGCGAAGGAACUUGAAAAUGCUGUUCUGGAGCUAAUAAAGGCUUUUGAGGAUUGUCAGCGGUUUUCAAUGGUCGUCAACUCUGUUGGGGACGCAUACGAGCCCGGGCCCGAACUAACUGAUUUUGGUAAGUUGUUCGACAAUGAGAUGGCAAAGCUCGGGGGUAAUUCAUCUUCGGUUUCACAAAACCAUCCGUUACUAAGGCAGUUUCGGCAGGCAAUCUGGGAUGUUCAUCAUCAUGGACAGCCUAUGCCUGGGGAAGAGCAGGAGGACAUUGUUAUGACGAGUACUCAGACCAGCCUCUUGAAUGUUGCUUGUCCGCUGAGUGGAAAACCGGUCACUGAAUUAUCUUCUCCAGUUCGAGGCAUGGACUGCAAGCAUGUCUACGAGAAACAGACGAUUUUAAUAUACAUUAGGUCCAAGGGUGGGAAUGCUAAAUGCCCUAUUCCAGGUUGCCCCAGAGUACUGCAUGCGAAUGGAGUGAUUUGUGAUCCGCUGCUACUUUGCGAUAUUGAGGAAUUGCGCUCAAUGAACAAACAGAAUGUUGGACCGGGUGGUAUAGAAGAUGUCACUGAACUUGUCGACGACGACAGGGAAGAGGAUGAUUGAUGAAGUUGGUAAAUGAGAUUAUUUUGUUGGCUUUAAAUUAUUGAUAUUCCUUAGUAGAGAUGAUGUCUAAGCAGUUGGUUCAUCCAUGUUGCACAGUGAUGUUUCUUAACUUAGGAGAAGGGUAUAUUCUGCUGAUGUGUAAUUGUUCGGUAAAUAUCAAGAUAAUUCUUAUCUCCGUCGGGUUAAUCAUUGAUUGUGAUUGGUCU